Messenger RNA from Triplophysa dalaica, 2755 nucleotides. Its product is annotated as signaling lymphocytic activation molecule-like. The transcript is spliced from 8 exons. Lineage: Eukaryota; Metazoa; Chordata; Actinopteri; Cypriniformes; Nemacheilidae. The record is from RefSeq and is a predicted model, not a curated record. Bases 369 to 1394 code for a protein of 341 amino acids.
AUUUUAAGUGAUGUCAAAUGUCAGAUGCAUUUUGAUGGCAGUGUGAUGCUUUGCAGUUUAAAGUGUAAAAGCCUUCAGAAGUUUUAACAGGCAGAGUUUGUUAGCAUUUGCAAUCUAGCUGUGAAAGGAAAGGAGGAAAGGAUGUGUUUAACAGAUGAGGUGGACAUUAGAUUUCAGCCGGAAACUUCGAUUGCCAAAAACAACUCUAAGUAUGCUUUAGAGGGAGACAUUUAUGGACAUAUGUGUGAAAUGUCAGGGCUGCACGCUUCACACCCCAACUUCCUCUCUUCUCUGGAAGCUCGAUGUCAUUACGCCAGACGAGCAAUUUCUAUGUGAUGAUCAUUUUUAGGCUAUUAUAACAUUUAACAAUGGCGGCAGGUCACUUUUUUGCAUUCUUGAUAUUCCUAAUCUUCAACACAGGGUCCAGUGCUGAAGACAUCGUGUUUGUGCAAACAGGAGAUUCAGUUCAGCUGGAUAUACAGAGAGAUGUGCCUGCUCAUUUCUCUGAGCUAUCCUGGGGGAAUGACAAAUCAAGCACUAUAGUGAAAUUUUAUAAAGAAUUUAAUAAUCUAAAGAUUUAUUUUCCUGACAAGGCAGGUUUUAAUAAUAAAACCCUUUCUCUAACACUGAAGAACAUGCAGAAGAAUGACAGUGGGGUUUAUACAGCAGAUAUACCUGGAAGACAAAACAAAAAUGUUGCUGUAUAUACAGUAACUGUUUUGGAUGCAGUGAAGGCUCCUGUUCUUACUGUCAUCUCAAACUCAUUCAGCAGUGACUCCUGCACUGUGAACUUUACCUGUACAGGUCAUGACCUCACACUCAACUCCACAUACACCAACAGCUGCUGCUCUCCAGAGAAUGUGACAUCACUGGAGAAGUACUCCCUCAUUACGAUCUGCAGUGAGAACACCAUCAUCUGUAACCAUAGCAACCCUGUCAGCUGGAAAACGUGGUCAACAGACACUAAACAGUUUUGUGAAGUUCCAGAGAAACCAGCAACACAUCAAGAGUCCAGUAAACAUCUUAUCGUAGUGAUUGGCGGUGUUGUCGGCUUUCUGCUUUUGGUGAUGGCUUUGGUCAUCUAUUGCUGUUGGAAAAGACAUAAAGGUGGCCGACAGGACUUUAAUACAGUCUAUAAUGAAGUUGGGAAUCAACCAAUGGAAGCCAUCAGAACUGAAUCACAUACAUAUGAUGUUCCAGAUCGGACUCCAGCUCAGACACGACAGGAAAAAGAAUCCAAUACAAUCUACCAUAUGGUUGGGCAACCCCCAAAUCAGCCAGUGACUGCUGUAACAGAACAUACAAUUUAUUCACAAGUGUGCAAACAACCACCAGCUAAGAGACCAGACACUUCAUCCAACAACACCAGAAAUAAAACAGAGGACUGUGGUUAGUUACACACAUGGAGACAUUUGUCGACAUUUGUCCCACUGUCAUUUGGGCAAGUGCUUAGUCGAUGAAUCGUAAUUAAAUACUUGGAUCUAAUAUAUUUUCAUGAGAAACGUUAGUUGGGAGUAAAAAAGUGUCUUCAAAUCAGCUGAUACUGUGAAUGUCAAUGUAAAAAUGCAGGCGUAUCUUUAGCAUAAUACAGUAUAUUGACCUUCUUGUCUCACAUUCCAUGAUUUCUAAAUGUAUGUAUAAUGUAUUAAUUUUGUGACAACGCCGAAUUUAUUGAGUGAGGUAUGAAAACUGUUUAUUCCAGAUAAAGUAUAGUACAGCCAUAUGUUUGUUGACAUAUAAUAUAAUUUACUCAGUGAUACGCUUCCUGGUACUUACAGUAUAUUACAAUGAGUAUUUUCGUAUUUAUAAUUUUUAACAUUUCAGUUUUAAAAAAGCAAUGAGCCAUAUGAAUCCCUCUGGUUUACAGUGAAUUUACAGUGUUCUUUAAGUGUUUUAAAUAUAUUUUAUAUACCACAGUUUUACAAGACGUUUUGAGUAUUACUGUUAUGUGUUUUUUUAUUUUUCAUUACAUUACAUUACAUUUAAUUUUAUUUCAGAAUGUUUUUUUUGUUUUUGAAUUUUGCUCAAGAAGUUGCUUUGUGUUUCAUGUGUCUGAUUUUCCGAUACAGUACAUUUGUAUUCUGCUAUUUGGCAAUCCAAUGUCAAAAAUAGUAUCAUGAUGGCACAUUGUUUUGUUAUUUCUAGCAUGUGCCUAUUAUGCUAUUGGCCACCAGAUGAAGACCUACUCCAUCCAGGAAUCAAAAACAUAACGGUAUAUAUCUGGGUGAAACAUUUCUGUCUGGUAGGAUAAUUGUCAAGAAAAUGUAAAAUAUUAAAUGUAUUAUUUCUCAUUACUGAUGUUAUUUCCUGUUGAAAAAUAAACUGGAAAAAAGCAGCUGUCAAAGGGAUAGUUUACCCAAAUAAAAAUGAUAUCAUCAUUUACUCAAUCUCAUGUCGUUUCAAACCUGUAUGACUUACUUUCGUCUUUAGAACACAAAAGAAGAUAAUUUGAAGAAUGUUUGUAACCAAAUGAAUGCGGUAACCUCAACUUGCAUUGGUUUUGUCUAUACAAUAGAAGUGAAGGGACAUUCUUCAAAAUAUCUUAUUUUGUGUUUGGCAGAAAGACAGAAAGUCAUAUAUGUUUAAAAUGACAGGAGGGUGAGUAAUGAUGACAGAAUGUCAUUUCUGGGUUAACUAUACACAUCUGAAUGUGAAUAUAUUUUUUCCUCUAAUUGUACAUUGAUUUGAUUUCAGAUUUGAUGUUUUCUUUGUUCUAUUAAGUAAAAUAAAAAAUAAUUUUAUUUUUUUAAUCAUU